Messenger RNA from Fulmarus glacialis (Northern fulmar), 1059 nucleotides. It is a transcript of the gene AMDHD2, whose product is annotated as amidohydrolase domain containing 2. NCBI's taxonomy places the organism in Eukaryota, Metazoa, Chordata, Aves, Procellariiformes, Procellariidae. Gene Ontology annotation, molecular function: N-acetylglucosamine-6-phosphate deacetylase activity. The record is from RefSeq and is a predicted model, not a curated record. The annotation marks the transcript as partial. The transcript is spliced from 9 exons. Gene Ontology annotation, biological process: N-acetylglucosamine catabolic process.
GAGGCUUUGGGGUGGACUUCUCCCUGGCUACAGAUGACUUCAAAUCAGGGAUUGACCUGGUCAGUCAGAAAAUCCUCUCCCAUGGAGUGACCUCCUUCUGUCCCACCCUGGUGACCUCUCCUCCAUCUGUGUACCACCAGGUUCUCCCUCAGAUCAGUAUAAGAAAUGGUGGAGCCCACGGAGCAGGUAUCCUGGGGGCCCAUCUGGAAGGACCGUUCAUCAGCAAGGAGAAGAAAGGGGCGCACCCAGAGCACUGCCUCCGUACCUUCGAGGCAGGUGCCUUCCAGGACCUGCUUGCCACCUAUGGGUACUUGGACUGUGUCCGGAUAGUCACCCUGGCCCCCGAGAUGAAGAGGAGCAGUGAGGUGAUCCAGGAACUCACCAAGCGGGGCAUCUGUGUCUCACUCGGUCACUCGGUGGCUAAUCUCUCCCAGGCUGAGGAGGCUGUGCAGCACGGUGCUACCUUCAUCACUCACCUCUUCAAUGCCAUGUUGCCGUUCCACCAUCGUGACCCUGGGAUCGUGGGGCUGCUGACAAGAAUCUUCUAUGGCAUGAUCUCUGAUGGCAUCCACACCAACCCUGCCGCCCUGCGAAUAGCCCACCGAGCCCACCCCAAAGGCCUGGUGCUGGUGACGGAUGCAAUCGCUGGCAUGGGGCUGGCACCAGGUCGGCACACGCUGGGUCAGCAGGUGGUGGAGAUUGAUGGGCUGAACACCUACAUUGCAGGCACAAAGACCCUGAGUGGUAGUGUGGCAACCAUGGACACGUGUGUGCGACACUUCCAAGAAGCCACAGGGUGCUCGGUGGAGACCGCGUUGGAGGCAGCGUCUCUGCAUCCCGCCCAGCUCCUGGGGAUUGAACACAAAAAGGGGACACUAAAUUAUGACUCCGAUGCAGAUUUCCUGAUGCUGAAUGACAGUCUGUAUGUGCAAGCCACAUACAUCGCGGGUGAGGAAGUCUGGAGACAGGAUGCGUUAGGCAUGUGACGCUGGGCUGUCCUGGUGCCCUCUGAGGCUCCCUGGCACUGUUGUUAGCAGCUUUGGUAACCACCCCACUUCU